GUUAUAAAGAGGCUGACCCAGCAGAGAGUGGAGGGGAAUUACAAGGUGCAGGAAAACAGCAGCACCAGACCAGGCUGGGUGUCUGCUUCACUCACCACGACCUGCUCUGCACCAUGGGGAAGGACGGGCUGCUCAUCAAACCAAACAUCUUCCUCCUUCUCCUCUUCUUCCUUCCUGGAAAUACCUCUCCCACCACAGAACCGCAGUAUAUGGUGCUACUGCCCUUUCUGAUACACACUGAUUCUCCUGAGAAAGCCUGUGUUCAGCUGACCCACCUGAAUGAGUCCGUGACGCUGAGUGCCACACUCGAGUAUCAGGGGGAAAACAGGAGCUUGAUUGAUGACGUGGUGUCAGAGAAGGACGUGUUCACCUGCAUCCCUUUCUCUCUUCCAAAAUCCAAUAGCACAUCAGUGGCAUUUCUCACUGUGACAGUGAAGGGCGCGACACUACAGUUCAGGAGCCGCAAAUCGGUGCUGAUCAAGAAUUCUGAGAGCUUGGUCUUCGUCCAGACAGACAAACCCAUCUACAAGCCCGGACAGACAGUUCUGUUUCGGAUCGUCUCUCUGGACAAAGACUUCUACCCGCUGAAUGAGAAGUUUCCAUUUGUCUAUGUUCAGGACCCCCAGAGGAACCGUGUGUACCAAUGGCAAGGGGUGGAACUAGAGACCGGCCUUACGCAGCUCUCCUUCCCCCUCACCUCUGACCCCAUCCAAGGCUCCUACAAAAUUGUCGUGCAGAAGAGCUUCUCAUCCCAUGUAGAGCACUCCUUCAGCGUGGAGGAAUACGUGCUGCCCAAGUAUGAGGUCCUGGUGAAGCUGCCCAAGAUGAUCACUAUUAAGGACACGGAGCUUCCAGUGUCCGUCUGCGGUCUAUACACCUAUGGGAAACCUGUUCCCGGUUUGGUGAAUGUCCAAGUGUGCCGGAAAUUUUCCCAUUCUGCUUCAAAUUGUUACGGAAAAGAAGCAGAAGCUGUGUGUGAAGAAUUCACUAGGCAGGCAGACGCUCAUGGGUGUGUUUCUGGUAUAGUAAGGACCAAGAUAUUUCAGCUCCAGCGUCGGGGAUAUGAGAUGAGUAUCGAGGUACAAGGCAAGAUCACAGAAGAUGGCACAGGAAUAGAGAUGACUGGAACAGGCUCCUGUGGAAUCACAUCCACCAUGAGCAAAAUCAGCUUUGACCUGCUGGACUCUCAGUACAGACCAGGGAUCCCACUCUUUGGGAGGGUGAAGCUGGUAGAUGGCACUGAUGCUCCAAUUGCCAAUGAAACCAUCAUGAUUUCUGUGGAUGGAGACAGAUACAAAGGGAAUUACACUACAGAUGAGCAGGGACAAUCCUGGUUUUCUAUAAACACUACCACCUUCACGCAAGCCUCCCUGGAAAUCCAAGCUGAUCAUAAACCUGAGCUGAACUGUUAUGACAGCGACUGGAUCACACCUUCAUAUGAGCAUGCCAUGCGUAGAAUAAGUCGGUUUUACUCCCCCAGUAAGAGUUUCCUCAAAAUUGAGCCAAAGCCUGAGACAUUAAGUUGUGGAUCCCCCACGGAGAUCCAGGUGCACUAUAUCUUCACACCAGAGGCCAUAGGAGAGCAGAAGAAAAUUGUCAUUUACUAUUUGGUGAUGGCCAAGGGAGGCAUUAUAUUAGCAGACACCCAUGAUCUGACUGUGAAUCCUGGAGGUGCUUACGGGACAUUUCAGUUGACCUUCCCUGUUGAGGCGGCAAUUGCUCCUCUGGCACGGAUGCUUGUGUAUACCACUUCACCCAGCGGGGAAGUCAUCGCCAGUUCAGCAGAUUUCCACGUUGAAAGUUGCCUUCCCAAUAAAGUCAGACUGAGUUUUGUACCCAAGGAAGGUCUUCCUGCCUCCAAGACACGCCUGCAACUCCAUACCUCACCAAGGUCCCUGUGUGCCCUCCGUGCUGUGGACAAGAGCGUUCUCCUCAUGAAGCCUGAAGAUGAGCUCUCUCCCAGCUCUGUGUAUGAUCUUCUCCCACUGAAGGAAAUCCGGGGUUAUAGUUUCAAGGACUACUACCUGGAAGAAGACAACGUAAACCCUUGUGUGUCACUUGACAACAUAUUAUUAAAUGGAUUUGUCUACAUACCCAUUUCUCCUGACGGCGAAGGUGAUGCCUAUGACAUUCUCAAAGAAUUGGGCUUAAAAGUCUUCACUAGCAGCAAGAUCCAUAAGCCUGAAAUCUGCCAGCAUUACGCAGGACACAUGAUGGAAAGGAGUUACAGUAGCCCUAUCGCUGCAUUGAAUCUGCUUGAAGAUUCGGACUAUGAAGUAACAGAACAUAUGGCUGCUGGCAAUCCUGUGGAGACCGUCCGGAAGUACUUCCCUGAGACAUGGAUCUGGGACAUAGUUUCAGUGAACUCUGAGGGAAAUGCUGAUCUGGAUGUGACCAUCCCUGACACCAUCACCGAGUGGAAAGCCAACGCAUUCUGCACUUCGGCAGACACGGGCUUUGGCCUGUCCCCGACAGUGUCCCUCAGAGCCUUCCAGCCCUUCUUUGUAGAGCUCACCCUGCCCUACUCUGUGGUGCGUGGUGAGUCCUUCACGCUGAAAGCCACCGUUUUGAACUACCUGACCGCCUGCAUCAGGGUCAGCGUGUCUCUGGCUGAAUCUACUAAUUUCCUGGCUACACCAGUAGAGAAGCAGGAAGAAUCCUACUGCAUCUGCAUGAAUGAAAGGAAAACUGUGGCUUGGGCAGUAACACCAAGGUCUCUAGGGCAGGUGGAGUUCUCGGUGAGCACUGAGGCCUUGCAGAACCAGCAGCCCUGCGGGAACGCCAUUGUGGAGACCCCUGAGAAAGGGCGGAAGGACACGGUCAUCAGACAGCUGCUGGUGGAGCCGGAAGGGACUGAGGUGGAAACUACCUACAACUCCGUGCUCUGUGGAUCUGAAAAGUCAAUGUCAGAGCCAGUCUCCCUGGUUCUCCCAAAGACUGUGGUGGAUGGCUCAGCCAGAGCAUAUUUCUCAGUGCUAGGAGACAUCAUGGGCACUGCCAUGCAGAACCUGCACCAGCUCCUCCAGAUGCCGUUCGGCUGUGGGGAGCAGAACAUGGUCCUGUUUGCACCCAACAUCUACGUCCUGGACUAUCUGAACAAGACAGGGCAGCUGAGUGAGGAGGUCAAAUCCAAGGCCAUCGGAUACUUAGUGAGCGGGUAUCAAAGGCAAUUGAACUACAAACACUGGGAUGGUUCUUAUAGCACCUUUGGGCCCCGUUAUGGGCAAGUUGGGAAUACCUGGCUCACAGCCUUUGUCCUCAAGUCCUUUGCCCAGGCCCGGCCUCACAUCUUCAUAGAUGAGAAGCACAUCCAGGAUGCUUUGAUCUGGCUCACUCAAAAGCAGAAAGACAACGGCUGUUUCCGUAGUUCUGGGACACUCCUGAACAAUGCCAUGAAGGGUGGAGUGAACGACGAGAUCACGCUGACAGCCUACAUCAUUAUUGCAUUGCUGGAGAUUCCUCUGCCUGUAACC
Messenger RNA from Fulmarus glacialis (Northern fulmar), 3473 nucleotides. RefSeq names its product alpha-2-macroglobulin-like. The transcript has 27 exons. The record is from RefSeq and is a predicted model, not a curated record. The annotation marks the transcript as partial. Lineage: Eukaryota; Metazoa; Chordata; Aves; Procellariiformes; Procellariidae. Gene Ontology annotation, molecular function: endopeptidase inhibitor activity.